CAUUUUGGUUAUUCUUAGAAUAUAACAAAAAACAAAAUGGCAGACCGAAAGAUGGCAUUAAUGAAGGGAGAAAUAAGGGAACCACUCUCUCCAAUAUCUGCAAACAAAGCAACAGCACGAACACCACAUAAAAGAACAGCUUCUAGGAAUGCAACUGCAAGAACCCCUGGCAACAAAACACCAAAUAUCAAGAAGAAUGGUGCUGGCACAGAAGGUUCUAUGUAUGAUAGAUUCAUACCCAAUCGUUCUCUAAUGAAUGUUCAACAAAGUCAUCACUUGCUUCUUAAACCUGAAAAGGAUGAAAAUGAAUCAAGCGGUGAAGAGGAAUAUUCUGAGCGCAUGAAACAAAAUCUUAAUGGCGACGCUGAUCAGCUUGGAUCCAGAAUUUUACAAAUGAAAAUAAAAGCUCCUCAAAACAAAGAAGGAGAAGUUGCGAUGAAGAUGUUAUACACCAAAAGUAGACCCACACCAUUAAAAUUUAAAUCCACUCGACAUAUUCCUUCAGUACCUGACAAAAUUUUGGAUGCUCCUGAAAUCGUUGAUGAUUAUUAUUUAAACUUGUUGCAUUGGGGUAACAACGGUUUAAUUGCUGUCCCUUUAUAUAAUGCAAUCUAUUUAUGGAAUUCGGAAAGUGGUGCUGUUGAUGAGUUGUUUGGAGAUAAUCCAAUAACUGAUGAUAAUUUAGUUAUCACAAGUGUCCGCUGGAUUGGAGAUGGUGCAAUUCUAGCUGUUGGACUCUCAAAUGGAGUUAUUGAAUUGUGGGAUGCAGAAUCAUGUAAGAGGGUUCGCGCAAUGACUGGUCAUGCAUCUAGAGUUGGUUGCUUGGAUUGGAACGAACAUCUUCUCACAAGUGGGGCAAGAUCAGGUGCCAUAUUUAAUCAUGACGUCAGAGUAGCGGAACAUCAUGUUUCAUCGUUUCUUCACCACUCACAAGAGGUCUGUGGUUUAGAAUGGGCACCUAAUGGCAAAUUACUAGCCAGUGGUGGCAACGAUAAUAUCUUGAACAUUUGGGAUAUAGCUUCCACAGAAACAUCUUCUGCACAGCGACCAUAUGAAGUCACAACACCGAUGCAUUCCUUAUGUGAACAUAUGGCUGCAGUUAAGGCCGUCGCUUGGUGUCCAUGGCAGCGGAACAUCCUCGCAUCUGGUGGAGGUACACUAGAUCGACAUGUACGAAUUUGGAACGCUGGGACUGGAGCGUGUCUUCAAAGCCAUGACACUAUGUCUCAGGUGUCUGGAAUUUUAUGGUCUGGCACAUAUAAGGAAAUUCUUUGCUCCCAUGGGAGUCAAAUGACUAUUUGGAAGUACCCUAGUAUGGUUCGAGAAACAGAAUUGACAGGACACACCGGUCGCAUAUUGAAUGUGACAAUGUCACCAAAUGGUCACCUCGUCGCGUCUGCAGGAGCUGAUGAAACUUUACGUCUAUGGAGAUGUUUUGAGCCUGAUCAAAAGAAGACACGACCCACCAAAAAAGCAGCUGAUCGACCUAACAUUAGCUCAAUGCAUAGCAUUAGAUAAUAAACUUUCCAACUUCGUUUCUUUGUGAUACAAACAGCAGAUUUACUGUCUUGAGUAUAAAUUUGAACAUCCGUGUACCGUAAAAAUUAACUCGUCCAGUUUGUGUGUUAUUCGUAUAUUAUACUUGUAAAUACAAUUAAUUUUUUAAAAAUAAUCGUUUUGCGAAA
Messenger RNA from Hydractinia symbiolongicarpus, 1685 nucleotides. RefSeq names its product cell division cycle protein 20 homolog. Lineage: Eukaryota; Metazoa; Cnidaria; Hydrozoa; Anthoathecata; Hydractiniidae. Gene Ontology annotation, biological process: anaphase-promoting complex-dependent catabolic process; positive regulation of anaphase-promoting complex-dependent catabolic process; positive regulation of ubiquitin protein ligase activity. The coding region runs from base 37 to 1518 and encodes 493 amino acids. Gene Ontology annotation, molecular function: anaphase-promoting complex binding; ubiquitin ligase activator activity; protein binding. Gene Ontology annotation, cellular component: anaphase-promoting complex. The record is from RefSeq and is a predicted model, not a curated record. The transcript has 9 exons.